GGCCGCGGCCGGGGAACGUGGGCUGCCGCCCGGCCUGCCAGAAAAUUUCCUAGAAGUUUGCUGGGCACCGGCUGGACCAUGAACGUGUUCCGUAUCCUCGGUGACUUGAGCCACCUCCUGGCCAUGAUCUUGCUCCUGGGGAAGAUCUGGAGGUCCAAGUGUUGCACGGGCAUCUCCGGGAAGAGUCAGAUCCUUUUUGCUCUCGUCUUCACCACCAGGUACCUGGACCUGCUCACCAACUUCAUCUCCAUCUACAACACAGUCAUGAAGAUGGUUUUCCUCCUCUGUGCCUAUGUCACAGUGUACAUGAUCUAUGGGAAAUUCCGGAAAACAUUUGACAGUGAGAAUGACACAUUCCGUCUGGAGUUUCUCCUGGUCCCCGUGAUUGGCCUUUCCUUCCUUGAGAACUACAGUUUCACUCCCCUGGAGAUCCUCUGGACCUUCUCGAUCUACCUGGAAUCUGUGGCCAUUCUGCCUCAGCUCUUCAUGAUCAGCAAGACUGGAGAGGCUGAGACCAUCACUACCCACUAUCUGUUCUUUCUGGGUUUAUACCGGGCACUCUACCUGGCUAACUGGAUCAGGCGGUAUCAGACUGAGAAUUUCUAUGACCAAAUUGCAGUGGUGUCUGGAGUAGUACAAACCAUCUUCUACUGUGACUUCUUCUACCUGUAUGUGACCAAAGUCCUUAAAGGAAAGAAGUUAAGUCUUCCAGUGCCAAUCUGAGGGCCUUCAGAGAUGUUCUACACCUGAAAAAGAAUGUGGAGUGAAUCAUUUCAGAUGUUCUCUUUGGGGACUUCCCCAUGACUUGGUGCAACUGUUAAAGAACAGUGCUUAGUGUGGAUUUCAGCAAAGUACUUAGCAUCCGAAUCUAGAAGACCUUGUCACCAAUAGGAUCUCCCCUUAAAUGCCUAGAAAAACCUGGGCCAAUUACAAAAAUACUGGACCCCAAAACUUCAACAGCAACAGAGCUUAAGGUGCCUACCCAUGAAUGGGUCAAGUAAACCUUACUGUGAGACAUGCUGUUUUGACCCAUCUGGAAAGGUGGCCCUCUGUAAGAACACCUCAAAUGAAGUUGAUAAUCACUUCAAAUACCAGCAGCACUCUGUUCUGGUAAUUUUUUGCACUUUCCAGGUAGACCAAAUUUAUGGAGUAAACAAACAAGGGUGAUAGGCCACAGGUGUUAAAUGUCGUUUCACAUCUAAAGGAUGUACCAGCUUUAAACUGUUUCCUAAGCCUUGCCUUUAAAACCCACUUAGGUCUCGUACUGCAAUCCACACACCCAGUGCUUGCUAGUCCUGCACUCUACAUUAAUCCUCCGAAUAACCCUGGUUAGGUACCAUUAGCCUUAUCAUUUUACCAAUGACAAAACAGACACCCAAGCCCUUAACUACUAGGUAUGCUGCCUUAUUGCAUUUUGAUUCAAAUUCUUAUAUUAUGACCCUAUCAAUCCCAUCUUCCUUUCAGUUUUAGGUGAUAACCAAGGGGAUUAAGUCAAUCCAAGAUCCCCAACCUUGGUCUUGAUGACAUAAAAACAAUCCUAAAAGGACUACCAUUUUACUGGAUUUAAGCUAUACAGAAAAUAAUUUUUAAGCAAUAAAAAGUUCACACCUUA
Messenger RNA from Choloepus didactylus (southern two-toed sloth), 1612 nucleotides. It is a transcript of the gene KDELR3, whose product is annotated as KDEL endoplasmic reticulum protein retention receptor 3. The transcript is spliced from 5 exons. Gene Ontology annotation, molecular function: ER lumen protein retrieval receptor activity. The record is from RefSeq and is a predicted model, not a curated record. NCBI's taxonomy places the organism in Eukaryota, Metazoa, Chordata, Mammalia, Pilosa, Megalonychidae. The coding region runs from base 79 to 723 and encodes 214 amino acids. Gene Ontology annotation, cellular component: cis-Golgi network; membrane; endoplasmic reticulum. Gene Ontology annotation, biological process: endoplasmic reticulum to Golgi vesicle-mediated transport; protein retention in ER lumen.